AAUUAUUCGAGAUGUGUAAGUGUAAAUUAUACCUCUACUUUGAUGCUUUACUUAAGGGGAUGUAUUCCUCCCUGUGCUGUGUGUACUUUGAGUGACAGAAAGCUGAAACUUCAGAAACUUGGUAUGUCAGGGAAUAGUCCUAAGUUGCCAGAACAGCUGGAAAUAAGAGGAGAAUCCCUAGAAUGGAGGAACCCACAAAGAAGGUGAUCUCCAUUGCUAACUGACCAGCAAAUUACACAGGCAUAGGGAAAUCAAUCUCUAGGGAGCUAAGCUAAAAGAGCAUGGAAAACCAUGAAAAUGAAGCAGAGAUAUCAAAAGCAGCAUGCCCCAGGGGAGGCAAUAAUGGCAGUUUGAAUCCGGACAAGUUAACUGUCAAACAGAACAAACAAACAUAAAAUCAAUAAUACUCAGGGGAAAAAAAACCCAGGAGAAUCCAGAGUCAUUACAAUAUAUUACAAUGUCCAGCUUUCAAUAAAAAAUUAACAGGCAUGUAAAGAAUAGGAAGAAAAGACAGGAGAAAAGGCAGUCGUAGCAAGGGACUCGAGUAUAUCCAGAUAUUUGAUUUAGCAAAGACUUCUAAGCAUUGCUCUUAUUUUGACACAGUAAUUAUAUUGAUUGAUGUUUAAAUGUUAAGUCUAUGUUGCAUUGUACUUCCAUGGCAAUCAUUCUGAGAAGAUAAAAGCCAUGGGACCAGUGUUCUUUCUUCUGUUAUUUGGCACUUAAAUUCAGUAAUUUUGCACUAAAAUAUAAACCCCAUAGAUGUAGGGACUGUUAUGUAUUGCUUUGUUAUCCCUAAUGACUGAAACAGUGUCUGACAUAGAUUGGGUGCUCAAUGAAUAGUUAUUGAAUGAAUGAAUGACUAAAAUAUAAACUAAAAUUACUGGUUGGCUCCAUGAAGAAAGACUUUCAGAUAGUCUCCAUCCAUGGUGAGGCAAUCAAGGGUUGAUCAUGUGACCAGUUAUUAAUCUUAUUUUGUGUCCAUAUUUAAGAUUUUUAAAUAGAUGUUUAAUAGAAGUAAAUAGCAAAAUAAAUUCAUCAUCACUAGCUAAAUAUUGACAUAUCUGUCAUUGCCAUUGAACAUAGCUAUUCAUCACCAGGUAAACAUUACACAUUUUAAACUGUAAGGUACAAAAGGGGUACAAUUAAGUAAUCUGUGAAUUUAAAACAUAUCCAGGGUAGAAUUUCAUUGAAAACAUAAUAGGUGAAUAUAUACUUUAAAUUUUAAAAAAUGAAUAUCUGGUCUUUCAGUUUAAUCCUCUACUGGUCUAUUGACUGUUAAACAAAGUUGCCAAUUUGUAACUUCAAAGGAAAACAAAGUGACCACAAUUAUGUACUGAUAAGUAGAUCUCUAGGAAAGAAAUCAGAGAUCCCCUAAGCAAAGCAUCCAUUGACCCUUUGGAAAUUCUCUUUAAACGAGCAUAAAGCAUGUUAUUAGCCUUUUGGUCACCAGGGGGCAGUGUUGUUUCAGACCAACACAAUUCACACUAUAGCUGUAGUAACUGUCCAGAAAGUACCAACCAGAAUCCAACUGCCAGCUUCACACUGUUACUCCACAAACCCUCACAGUAACUUGUUUACAAGGUGAAUAGCUAAAGGCAGACAAUAUAGGAUGAAGCGAAAUGCUGAAAGAAGAGAAAUGUUACCCAAAUUAUCUGAAAUGCAACACAUUUUGUUCAUUGCUGUAGAGGUUAGUAAGAGACUAACAAAUCUUUACUAAUACAUACCCUGGUACUUACCAUGCUUAUCAAGUCCAAUUGGCUACAGCAAGCACUUCAGAGGGAGAAAUAAAACUUUCAAAGAAGUCAAAUAUUUGUAAAUGAAAAUAAGAAUAGUUUUUGAUGUAACUGGAACAAGAUAAGCUUUGCUUCGUUUGCUGUGCGAAUGGUGAAAUGGUCUUAAAUUUUAAAUAUUGAAUUACACUAGAAUUUUACUAACUGCAGAAGGUGUAAAUUUGAUAGCCACUUUCAUCCAAAUGCUUUGGAUAAAGCUUUGUCUAAGAAUAACCUCAAAUAUUAUUUUAUUUUCAAAUAUUAGGCUAGAAAAAUACUAUCCCAAAUACAGGUUUGAGAUUAAUUCAGAAUAAUAAGACAAAAGUUUGGAGAAGAUUUUAGAAUUAAAUCAUUUCACCCUUCCUAGCUGUUGUUCCCAUUGUAAAUGUGACAUUUUAGUCAAUAAAAUGCAAAAGUGCAAAACAUUUUUAAAUAACAGCAAAACACAAAAUGAAAUUCAUGUUGUGAUUAAUGCAUGUUAUUAGAAUGGAAUUUAAAUUGCAUUCUUGCUUUGCCUUCUUUAAAAAACAUAUAAUGUUAUAGUGAUAUGUUUUCAAACUCUCAUACAGAAUCAAGACCAUCGAGAAAGCUUGCAGAGGAACAUAUCCCAUUCUUACCUCUUAACAGCAAUUUAAAAGUUAAGAACACCCAUACAGAACAUCAGCUAAGCUAGGAAAGGCAAAACUGAUUGGGCUUGUUCUGAAAGUCGAUCUGUGUCAAUCAGAAUAAUGGUCUUUAUAGUGCUAUACGAUUAAGUCUAAUUUCUUAAAUAUGAGGAAAAAUGAACUUUGCAAUUAUUUUUAAAAAUCUUUUCAUUUCUUAGCCAGUGUGAAAAGGCAAAAAACAAAACAAAAAAACACAAGACUUUCCCAAGAUUAGGGGGAAAUGACCUCACUGUUAAUAUUCAUCUGCUGAGAGCAGUUAUGGGACCCAUGUCAGGAGUACAUGCUUCAAAUAAGAUGGGACUUGAGAAUUGCUGGGAGACUUCAGGAACAUUCUUUAACUUCAUGGGGCCUCAGUUAUCCCACCUUUAAGGGGAAUAGUAAUAGCAAUAGUACCUUGGAGGAUUUCUGUGAUAAAAUGAGAAAUGUUUGUGAGAAAUACACAAAAUAUUGGCUUACUGAAAGAUGUUAGGAGGCAAGCAAGUAUGCCUAUUUUCAUUCAAUGUUUAUUAUUUCAAAGGCAAAGUUUCCAUAUAGAUUAAGGCCUUCCUAACAUCUAAAUACCUUUUCUAGUUCUUACUGUAUGAAGAUAAGAAGGAUGGUUGGAGGCUUUGUGAGGAAUACCUUUCUCCUCUGCUCCCCUCUCACUCCCAUAGGCUGGUAGCAGCUGAUUUCACUACCUCAGAUACGCAAAUUGAUGCCACCUUCCUGUAGCCACUUUUGCCAUAGCUGACUUAUUUGUUGGGUGGUGGGGAGGGGAGCGGGCAGGAUUAGGCGAGGGGUAGUAGUUGGGAUUUAUUGGUCUUGGAAUUCAACCAUCCGAUGUAUUUGUUUUCCUGUGUCUACUCCCUUAAGUCUGCAGGCACUGUCUAGUAAUUUUAUAGUUUUCAGCGGCACCCCAGGGGACAGGACACCUUGGCCUUUUCAUAAUCACUCUAGAGUCUCAAAGCAGAAAGGAAAAAAGUUAACGAUCAGCUAUGCAAAGGCUUGUGGGAAUUGCUUAAAGACAGCCGAUUUUCACUUUACCAGAGUUACUAAAGGACUUCAGGAGAAGGAUCCCGUCCCUGCAGGAGCGUUUGUGGUUGAAGAAGCAGGCUAGCGAGCGCUCAGGUGCGCCUCGGCAGCUUGACUGGGGUCCGCAAGCCCGGUGCGACUUAUUAGCUGCUUGCCGCCUACUGACACUCUGGCGGAGAACUGGAGGAGGCGCCCAGUGGGCUCUGGGUUCGGCCCGGAGCAGGGCGUUUCUGAGGAACCGGUCUGGGGUUUCCCAACUCAGGCGAUCAGGAUAGGCAACAGCCAAGAGAGGCGCUCAGUUGCUUUGCACCCUCCUCCCACCUCGGUUCUGUCCACACCCACGGGCGCCCCGCCCCCUUGGCCUUAUAGAGGGGACUCGGCACCUCGGCGCGCCUCGGAGCCAGAGGUUUCCCGGAGAGGAAGGCGCGGCUGCCUCCGGGGCCAGUGAGCCCUGGCGCCGCCGCGGCCGCGGUCCCAGUAGCGGCAUAGGGCGGCGGCUGCGCCCCGCACCAUGGAGGGCAGCCCAGCCACAGCCGCGGUAGCCGCCGACCUCCGCCGCCGCCCGCGCCGCGUCUGCCCCCUCCCGCUGCGGCUCUCUGGACGCUAUCCCCUCCUCACCUCGAAGCCAACAUGAAGGAGACCCGGGGCUACGGAGGGGGUGCCCCCUUCUGCACCCGCCUCAAUCACUCCUACACAGGCAUGUGGGCGCCCGAGCGUUCCGCCGAGGCGCGGGGCAACCUCACGCGCCCUCCAGGAUCCGGCGAGGAUUGCGGAUCGGUGUCCGUAGCCUUCCCGAUCACCAUGCUGCUCACCGGUUUCGUGGGCAACGCACUGGCCAUGCUGCUAGUGUCGCGCAGCUACCGGCGCCGGGAGAGCAAGCGCAAGAAGUCGUUCCUGCUGUGCAUCGGCUGGCUGGCGCUCACCGACCUGGUCGGGCAGCUUCUCACCACCCCGGUGGUCAUCGUCGUGUACCUGUCCAAGCAGCGUUGGGAGCAGCUCGACCCGUCGGGGCGGCUCUGCACCUUCUUCGGACUGACCAUGACUGUUUUCGGGCUCUCCUCGCUGUUCAUCGCCAGCGCCAUGGCCGUCGAGCGGGCGCUGGCCAUCAGGGCGCCGCACUGGUACGCGAGCCACAUGAAGACGCGUGCCACCCGCGCUGUGCUACUCGGCGUGUGGCUGGCCGUGCUCGCCUUCGCCCUGCUGCCGGUGCUGGGCGUGGGCCAGUACACCGUCCAGUGGCCCGGGACGUGGUGCUUCAUCAGCACCGGGCGAGGGGGCAACGGGACUAGCUCUUCGCAUAACUGGGGCAACCUUUUCUUCGCCUCUGCCUUUGCCUUCCUGGGGCUCUUGGCGCUGACAGUCACCUUUGCCUGCAACCUGGCCACCAUUAAGGCCCUGGUGUCCCGCUGCCGGGCCAAGGCCACGGCAUCUCAGUCCAGUGCCCAGUGGGGCCGCAUCACGACCGAGACGGCCAUUCAGCUCAUGGGGAUCAUGUGCGUGCUGUCAGUCUGCUGGUCUCCGCUACUGAUAAUGAUGUUGAAAAUGAUCUUCAAUCAGACAUCAGUUGAGCACUGCAAGACACAUACAGGGAAGCAGAAAGAAUGCAACUUCUUCUUAAUAGCUGUUCGCCUGGCUUCACUGAACCAGAUCUUGGAUCCUUGGGUUUACCUGCUGUUAAGAAAGAUCCUUCUUCGAAAGUUUUGCCAGACAAUGAAAGAACGGAGUCGGACAUUUUAUUGCAAUUCCUGCUUCCCUGAAUUUGCGUAUUUCUUCCCACCUGACAAGGAGAAUUAUAUUUUGAUUUGGAUUAUUUCUUCAUUUUUAUCUGUUUAUUUUAAUGAUUGUUUUGUUGGUAAUAUCCAUGGAGAUCAACUUUAUUAUUAUUAUCCAUGCCUCCGAAUAUUAGAUUGGUUUCUUGAAUGGCAUUUUGAAUAUACAUUUAAGAAGUUGGGAAGAAUUUCACAGAUGAUGAUUGGAGGAAAAGUGAUGAAAAGAAAGACCUGUGUUCCACGAAUUUUCUCCAGCUUCAAACCUUUACAUGAAUCUUAACUGAAGUGGACAUCUUUACAUUUCAUGACAGCUUGAUUUUACAAUAUGAGUUUGAAAAAUCAGUAUAAGUUUACGAUGGUGAAAAGUCAACAUAUUGAGAGCAAUAAUUCAAUUAAUAGAAUAUGAACUUAAUGAGAUAUAAAAGCAAAUGAGGGCAGGAGGGAAUAGUGACAAAAAUAUUUGUGCCCAAUUAUGAUUAAUGUUUUAGAGAUGUUGUGUCCUUGUGGGCUUAGCAUGGAACUAAAAGUUUCUGAGUUUCAAUUCUGGUUGUGUGUCAUUUAGUAACUCAGGAAUCUGCUUAAUUGUUAUUUCUAAGCUUUUGACGACAAAGGAGUGAUGCAGCUAAGGGCAUCCUUGAAGUGUCAUAAAAAACAAAUUUGAGAUUGGAUGAUUAGCUGCACAGUUAGAGUGAUAAAAAAUCCAGGCAUGCCUUCUGAUUCACCAUGAUCAAGUCAGGAUUUCUUAGUAUUUCUUUGCUGGCAGCAUAUACGAAGGCAAAAUUAAUAAAUAACAUAGUUGUUGAAUAACAAAUUUUGUAACAUUUUUAUAAAACAAAAGAAUCUAUUUUGUCUGUAUUAAAAUAAAAAACUUUGUGGACUUUUAAAAGAUACACUUGAGUCAUCUAAUAGUUUUCAAAUGAUAUGCUUACCUGCUU
Cercocebus atys (sooty mangabey) is the source of this 6149-nucleotide messenger RNA. It is a transcript of the gene PTGER3, whose product is annotated as prostaglandin E receptor 3 (subtype EP3). Gene Ontology annotation, cellular component: plasma membrane. The coding region runs from base 4076 to 5494 and encodes 472 amino acids. The record is from RefSeq and is a predicted model, not a curated record. The transcript has 3 exons. Gene Ontology annotation, biological process: adenylate cyclase-activating G protein-coupled receptor signaling pathway; phospholipase C-activating G protein-coupled receptor signaling pathway; positive regulation of cytosolic calcium ion concentration. Lineage: Eukaryota; Metazoa; Chordata; Mammalia; Primates; Cercopithecidae. Gene Ontology annotation, molecular function: prostaglandin E receptor activity.